Messenger RNA from Gastrolobium bilobum, 1431 nucleotides. RefSeq names its product magnesium-chelatase subunit ChlI, chloroplastic-like. NCBI's taxonomy places the organism in Eukaryota, Viridiplantae, Streptophyta, Magnoliopsida, Fabales, Fabaceae. Gene Ontology annotation, molecular function: ATP hydrolysis activity; ATP binding; magnesium chelatase activity. The transcript is spliced from 3 exons. Gene Ontology annotation, biological process: chlorophyll biosynthetic process. Bases 43 to 1296 code for a protein of 417 amino acids. The record is from RefSeq and is a predicted model, not a curated record. Gene Ontology annotation, cellular component: chloroplast stroma.
AAGGAAGAAGCUGCAACUGCCUGCAACUGCUGCAUACAAAUUAUGGCGUCCACGUUGGGCACUUCUUCGAUUGCGUUCGUGCCUUCACGAUACCACUCUUCUCCUUCUAUUCAUUCUCUCUCUCUAACCACAGGGAUGAUAUUUGGGCGCAAGUUUUGUGGAGGAAUUGGAUUUUAUGGCGUCAAGGGAAGGUCUCAGUUCCCAGUUGUGAGUGUUGUCGCUGAAGUUAACUUUGCUGAACAGGUUCAGAAGAUUGCUUCUAAAGAAAGUCAGAGGCCAGUGUACCCAUUUUCUGCUAUAGUUGGACAGGAUGAGAUGAAGCUUUGCCUUCUCCUAAAUGUGAUUGAUCCCAGGAUCGGAGGUGUAAUGAUCAUGGGGGAUAGGGGAACAGGGAAAUCUACAACAGUUAGGUCAUUGAUUGAUUUGCUUCCUGAAAUCAAGGUUGUUGCUGGUGACCCUUAUAAUUCAGAUCCAGAGGAUCCAGAAUUCAUGGUUGUUGAAGUGAGAGAGCGUGUGUUGAAAGGAGAGCAACUUCAGGUUGUCUAUUCCAAAAUUAACAUGGUGGAUUUGCCAUUGGGAGCUACAGAAGAUAGAGUCUGUGGGACAAUUGACAUUGAAAAAGCCCUAACUGAGGGUGUAAAGGCAUUUGAGCCUGGCCUACUGGCUAAAGCUAAUAGGGGAAUUCUAUAUGUUGAUGAAGUUAAUCUUUUGGAUGAUCACUUAGUCGAUGUCUUAUUGGAUUCUGCUGCAUCAGGUUGGAACACAGUGGAGAGAGAGGGUAUUUCAAUCUCACAUCCUGCACGGUUUAUCCUAAUUGGUUCAGGCAACCCUGAAGAAGGGGAACUCAGGCCACAGCUUCUGGAUAGGUUUGGAAUGCAUGCUCAAGUGGGGACUGUAAGGGAUGCUGAGCUAAGAGUGAAGAUUGUUGAGGAGAGAGCUAGGUUUGACAAAAACCCAAAGGAAUUCCGAGAUUCUUACAAACUAGAGCAGGAUAAGCUCCAGCAACAGAUUGCCUCAGCUAGGAGUUAUCUUUCUUAUGUUCAAAUUGAUCAUGAUCUCAAGGUAAAAAUCUCUAAGGUUUGUGCAGAGUUGAAUGUGGACGGAUUAAGAGGAGACAUAGUAACAAACAGAGCUGCAAAAGCUCUUGCUGCUCUCAAGGGAAGAGACAAAGUAAGUGCAGAGGAUAUUGCUACUGUCAUCCCUAACUGUUUAAGGCACCGUCUUCGAAAGGAUCCCUUGGAGUCAAUAGACUCAGGUUUGCUUGUUAUUGAGAAAUUUUAUCAGGUAUUCAGCUGAACUUGGUAUAACUUGGUCUGUCUGUUAUAGUACUGAUUCAACAUGUUACCGCUUCAUUAUUUUACAUUUUUCACUUUUUCUGUGGGGAUUUCAUUGUCCUUGAACAUGCGCAAGAUUCAGAAAUUCCAUCUACAC